AUGUCGAAACCCACUGCGAACUGGGAGAAGCUAGGCGACAAAUUCUACCGCAAGAUCCAGCUUUACACGGCCGUAUUUGAUCAGGAUCUCGAGCUUGAGAACUACAAUGCGGUGGGGGCUCCGUACAGCGGCGCUGUAGCUAUAUACCGCGAUGAAAACAAGAUAACCACGUACCGGGGUGGUCAAGCGAAUAAAGCGAGCAUCGAUAUCUACAGUUGCGCGGGGAAGCUCAUACGGCGCAUCAACUGGGACAAAGGCACAAUCAAAGGGCUGGGAUGGUCGGAAGAUGAGAAGUUGCUUGUUAUUACGGCAGAUGGCACAGUGCGGUGUUACUACGAUCUCCAAGGCGACUUCUUUCCGUUUACCCUCGGCCAUGGCGCCGACGAACACGGCGUGCAGUCCUGCAAAUUCUACAGCUCUGGUUUCGUUGCGCUGCUAGGAAACAACAACCUCAUAUCUGUGUCCUCAUAUACCGAGCCCCGACCGAAGCUCCUAGCGAUACCGCCCGCAGAACCCGUUAUAUCGUGGGGAAUAAUACCUCCAACGUACUCACUGUCGCGCUCCGUGGAAGUGAUUCUUGCGAUUGGAGAGACGCUUUACGUGGUAGACGCGACCGAGGCUGAGAACCGUAAUUUCGACGCUGGACCAUUUAGGCAUAUAAGUGUGAGCCCUCGCGGCGAAUUCCUCGCUUUCUACACGGACGACGGGAAGGUAUGGGUUGUGAGCGGCGACUGGAGCGACAAGCUGAGCGAGUAUGACAGCAAAGUCAAGACAGUGCCCAAGGACAUGCAAUGGUGUGGCAGCAAUGCCGUUGCGCUGGCUUGGGAAGACGAAGUUCACCUAAUUGGCCCCAACGGCGCAGUCACGAAGUUCUACUACGAUGCUUGGAUACAUCUCUUACCAGACGUUGAUGGACUCCGCCUACUCACAAACGACGUGUGCGAGUACCUGCAUAAAGUACCCGACGCUUCUGUAGAAGUAUUCCGUAUAGGUUCCGAUUCACCUGCUGCGAACCUGCUAGAAGCAUCAUCUCUUCUUGAUCAAAAGUCUCCAAAGGCAGACGAUCUCAUCCAGCUCAUCCGACCUUCCCUCGCCGAAGCAGUGGAUACGUGCAUCAGAGCCGCAGCGAACGAGUACAACAUCCAUUGGCAAAAGCAACUCCUCCGCGCAGCGUCUUUCGGAAAGUCGGUUCUAGACCUGUAUUCUAGCGACGAUUUUGUUGAUACAUGCGACACCUUACGCGUUCUGAACGCCGUCCGCUUCUAUGAGGUGGGAUUGCCAGUAAGUUACGAACAGUACCGCCGGCUCACGCCCGAGAAACUCGUGGAUCGCCUCACAAAUCGCAACGAGUACUUGCUUGCUCUGCGUGUAGCGUCCUACCUCCAUCUUCCAACCAGUCAUAUCCACGGUCAUUGGGCGCAGCAGAAAGUCAGAGUGAGCACAGAUACUGAGGAAGAAAUCUGUGCGCUUAUCGUCAAAAAGCUGCAUGGCAAGCCUGGGAUCUCCUUCGAGGAGAUUGCUCAUGCAGCCUACGAUGAAGGUCGUGUCCGCUUAGCAACAGAGUUACUUAACUACGAACCCAGAGCCGGAAAGCAGGUCCCGCUUCUACUUAACAUGAAAGAGGACAACAUCGCUUUGGACAAAGCCAUAGAAAGCGGGGAUACUGACCUGGUGUACCACGUUCUACUACACCUGCGCAAGAAGCUGCCGCUCGCGAGCUUCUUCCGCGUGAUCAACAGCCGCCCGGUCGCCUCCGCGCUUGUGGAAUCCAGCGCAAGAGACCAGGACCACGAACUCCUCAAGGAUUUAUACUACCAAGACGACCGACGACUAGAUGGUUCAAACCUACUGCUCUCCCAAGCCCUGUCCUCCCCCUCGGUCACAUCCGCCAUCGACAAGCUGAAAUCCGCAUCAACGUAUCUAAAAGAUAGCCGCGACUCCGCAGCAACAUUCCAACGGCAUGCGCUCGACGACGCUCAAAAGCUUCUCCGAUUACAAGAACAAUUCGAAAAGGACCUCGGGCCACGCGACGGCUCGUCUUCGCCUUCGCCAGGCGGCAAUGGAAGUUCUUUCGUCGGUCUGAGCGCCCAUCAAACUAUCACCGCUCUGCUUCGUCUAGGACAUACAAAGCGCGCACUCAAGGUCCAAUCUGAGUUCAAAAUUCCGGAUAAGACAUACGCGUGGCUAAGGCUCCGAGCGUUCGUGGCUGCGCGGCACUGGACGGAGUUGGAAGAGCUGGGCAAGGCGAAGAAGAGCCCGAUAGGGUGGGAGCCGUACUUCAAUGAGAUUCUGGGGGCGGGGAACACAAGGGUGGCGAGCAUGUUUGUUCCGAAGUGCACAGGGUUGAGUGCAGCGGAGCGCGUGGACAUGUGGAUGAAGUGCGGGCUUGUAGUAAAGGCUGGCGAGGAGGCGAGCAAGGCCAAAGACAGGGCGUUGCUCGAAGAGGUCUCAGCCAAGGCGAGCGGAAGCGCGAAGGUCGAGAUUGAGAGGCUGUUGGGGAUGAUGGGCAAGCGGUAG
Molecule: messenger RNA, 2517 nt
Organism: Didymosphaeria variabile
Lineage: Eukaryota; Fungi; Ascomycota; Dothideomycetes; Pleosporales; Didymosphaeriaceae
Gene: vps16
Product: Vacuolar protein sorting-associated protein 16
Exons: 2
Coding region: 1-2517 (838 amino acids)
Biological process (GO): vacuole fusion, non-autophagic; endosomal transport; intracellular protein transport
Cellular component (GO): cytoplasm; endosome; HOPS complex
Molecular function (GO): actin binding
Source: RefSeq, a predicted model, not a curated record